GGGUGCACCCGAUCUUGGCUACUCGCUCCCCGGAGGGGUACCCGGUUUCUUGCCCCUACCCGAAAAUGGCUGGGCUGUUCGGCCAAACCCCAUGCACACAAGUACACGUCAGCAAUGCCUUGCCCUCGUAUUCGGACGUUCUGACGGCAGGCGGGGGCGGACCCACCGCUGGCGGUGACUCUCUCGCUUGGGGGAAACGGCAUCAGGCAGGCGAGUGUACGCCAAGCCGCCACCCACACACAACCCUGCCGCGGCCCUCUUCUCCUUCAUCAAGACCUAUGUCGAAGUGGCUGGGAUUGCGAAGAUCGGGCGCCCGGUCCCCCACAUCGUCGGCAAGUGCCCUUCCCCCUGAUGACGUUCCCGCUUUCCUCGGGAAGCAAAAUAGCAGCGUUGCGGCAUGUUCUACUCCAACGCCGAGGACGGGCCGGAGACGCUCGAGCGAGGAGACCGUUGACGCAGACACAUCCCGACGCUCGUCAAGAGAUGACGAGGACGCUCAAAAAGGGGCUGCACCCGCGGAUCAUGGGCGUGGUCCUGGUGAUGGUGUGUCGGACGAAUGCUGUGACUGGGAAGUGGUCCAACAUACCUCUGCCGAUUUCUCAGGCCUUGUUAGUGUGGGCGGUGAAGCGGAAGCCGAGAGACCACUUUCUCCGGGAGUGGAUUUCAGCGCGGCGUACAUGGUUGAUAGGGAAGGAGAGGAAGGGCGGCAGGCCGGAGCUAGUGCCUCUGAUUGCGACGGGAAUGACACCUGCAGAUGGAGAGACGCGGCCAGCAUCCAUAGCUUUCUUGUCCGCGGGCCAACUUAUCUUCAGGUGGGUGCAUCUUUGUCCUGUGCACCAGCAAAGGCGAACUGA
This is a messenger RNA of Ectocarpus sp. CCAP 1310/34, 854 nucleotides long. Lineage: Eukaryota; Phaeophyceae; Ectocarpales; Ectocarpaceae. The record is from the annotation of a GenBank genome assembly.